AUCGGCACCGUGUUGGUAGUCCUGCCACACCUGUCAAAUUACAUAACCACAAAAACCUUCGUCCUUGCGGUCAAUUUUUUGCUCUAAAACCGAAAUUGCGUAAUAAUGGCCGCGAAGAGAAUCGCCCAAAGUUCAAUCAAUUGGGCCCAACUGGCCGAAAGGGUGCCCCCACACCAGAAGGGCCUCUUCCAGCAGUUCAAGUCCAAGUCCGACCACUACUUGCGCAGAGUGAUGGAGAACCCGGAGAAGGCCCCCGAGAUCAACUGGUCGUUCUACAAGUCCCGGGUCCCCGUUGCUGGGAUGGUGGACGAGUUCCAGAAGCAAUACUCUGCGUUGAAGAUUCCCUACCCCCCUGACACCGUCAGCUCGCAAGUUGACGCCCAGGAGCAGGAGAUUAAGGGCGAGAUUGAGAAGUUCAAACGGGAGUCGAGUGCUAGGAUUUCUCAGUAUGAGAAGCAAUUGGCUCAUUUGACAUCGUUGAUUCCGUUCGAUAAAAUGACCAUGGAAGACUUCAGGGAUGCUUAUCCUGAACAGGCCCUGGAUCCUAUCAACAGACCCACUUUCUGGCCCCAUGGUCCUGAGGACCAGCCUGGGCCCCAUGAUGAAGCUUCCGGACACCAUUAAAUGGGCUGUUAGUUUACCAAAUGUAAACAGAUUAGAAUUUGAGCUGAUAUAAUUGAGACACCUGUGUUAUUAGAGGAAAAACAGCUUCUUGCAAAAUUCAGUGUAUUUGUUUUCUUUAUGAAAUAAACUAGAUAAACAUU
Messenger RNA from Tribolium castaneum (red flour beetle), 764 nucleotides. RefSeq names its product ATP synthase subunit d, mitochondrial. Gene Ontology annotation, molecular function: proton-transporting ATP synthase activity, rotational mechanism. The transcript is spliced from 3 exons. NCBI's taxonomy places the organism in Eukaryota, Metazoa, Arthropoda, Insecta, Coleoptera, Tenebrionidae. The record is from RefSeq and is a predicted model, not a curated record. Bases 106 to 624 code for a protein of 172 amino acids. Gene Ontology annotation, biological process: proton motive force-driven ATP synthesis.